Messenger RNA from Lingula anatina, 712 nucleotides. Its product is annotated as all-trans retinoic acid-induced differentiation factor. The record is from RefSeq and is a predicted model, not a curated record. NCBI's taxonomy places the organism in Eukaryota, Metazoa, Brachiopoda, Lingulata, Lingulida, Lingulidae.
UUGUAAUUUAUCAAGGGAGCAGCUAAAGACAUUUAAAACAGAUCUCAAAAUGGUGCAAUAUUUGGUUUUAGAUGCUAAUCCACUGUAUAACUGCAGUGUAGAAGAUUUCAGAGGUUUGACAGAUUUAUAUUUUUUGAGUGUGCCAACCACCUGUUCUUGCCCUGGAGAGCUGACUGCAUGGGAAGACAUCACUAUUCAAGGAAAUAUAACAACAUGCCAGGGACAGAUCACUUGUAGACAGGAUUUAGUACCCUGUCCUGCAUCCUCCCACUGUGCUGGAAAUGGCCCAGGUCUGGCUGAGUGCUCAUGUGAUGAAGGCCAUCAUGGAUACAAAUGCUCCAGACAGGGGAAGUUUCCUACAGCUGGGUUUGCAAUAGGUUUAAUAAGCAGUACGAUUGUAGCAGCAGGGAUCAUGUGGUGCACUCACAGAAGGCAUACAAAGAUGGAAUAACAGAAUGUUGUGUUUAUGUUACUCUGCAUCAAGUAUGUUCACAGAUGGAAAGCAGUUAUUCCAAAGACUUGGAGGAAGUCCAUGAAAACUUCAUAUCAUGGCAUCCCUGACAUAUUGAACUUACAUGCUUGAUAGAGUUCAUAAAACAAAUACUCAGAAACACAGUGAAUAGAGGAAUGUGUUCCUCAGUGAAUAUAUAUAUUUUUUAAAUCUCAUUUUAGGACAGAAAUAUUUCAAAGUGCUACUUAAAAUGUAAUAUAA